AUGAAGAGAUUAAUAAUUAUUGGGUUUUGUGUGGCACUAGUGUUGACACAAGAAUAUGAAGGCGGAAGCGAUGAUGGAUAUGAAGAAGCAGGUGAUGAUGACGCCGGCGGUUAUGCCGGAGGCUAUGAGGGUGAAGGUUUUGGUGGUGGAGGUGCCAACUAUGGCGGCGCUAACUUAGAACAAUAUGCUCCCGGCAUUGCCAGUGCUCUCGGACAGGCUGGUGUAGGUGCUUAUGAUGCCGCAGGUAUUGGUGGUGAUGGUGGCUAUAGUGAAGGCACUGAUGAUAGUGAAUCAGGUGGUGCUGAAGAUGCCGCUGCUCUCUAUGCACAGGCAGCUGUUGGUGCUGGUGGUGAUGGUGUCGAUCUCAGCGGAUAUGCACACCAGGGGAUGACAUUUUAG
Oppia nitens is the source of this 399-nucleotide messenger RNA. RefSeq lists its product as uncharacterized. The record is from RefSeq and is a predicted model, not a curated record. NCBI's taxonomy places the organism in Eukaryota, Metazoa, Arthropoda, Arachnida, Sarcoptiformes, Oppiidae. The coding region runs from base 1 to 399 and encodes 132 amino acids. The transcript has a single exon.